AUGGCUGGUCGGAUGCUGCCGACGGCUGGCCACGACGACGUCGUCUCGGAGCACAGCCUUGUCUUUGGCAAGCCCAUCUACCUCUACCACGAACCAACCAACGGCUACGUGGGUGGCGAGGGCUUUGGCGACACACGCGUCAACGUCCUCGUGGCCUCGAGCCGCGUGCGCGGUGCGAUCGACGACGAGCUCGCCAAGCACGACUUCAUGCAGCGCGUCUUUGUCGUUGUGCCACCGCAGCAGCACACGGCGGCCAUGGCACUGCACAAGCACUUGGCCGAGCACGCGCCAGACCCGUGCUCGGCCAUCGAAGCGCGGCUUCGCGAGAGUGUUCGCCUCGAGAAGCGACUCAACGACGAAAGCACGCACGCGGCGCAUGGCCAUGGUGUCCAGUACGGCCAGACGAUCCAGCUCGUCCACAUCAACUCGGCCAAGUACAUUUGCGCUCGUACGAUUCUAGAGCCUCAACGUUCUAGGUAUGUGACAGUGCGGCCGCGCCUCUUGUCCGCAACGGCGCGGGACGCGAUGCGGGUCGAGCUCGCGGACGCCAGCUCCGACGACGCGCGCUUCACCGUGACGUCGACCUACGCGCACAUUCGCAUCGGCGCCACCGUCCUUUUUGGCGAUGACGUGGCGUUUCUGAGCGAGGCAUGGCGCGUCACGCUGCACGUGGGCGCGUCGAUCGACACGCACACGGCGUCAUCGUCGACCUUCUUGGAGCUCCAUGCGUCCAACGCCCUCGACUGCUUCUCGCUUGCGCGCUUUGCUUCGGCCGAACGCGGCGUGCUGCGGGGCAACCACCUCGUCCGGCUCUUUCACUGCGCCGCUGGCGGCUACCUCUGCGCGGGCAUCGGACCACACGUCGUGGUCCAUGCGGACGCUGCCAUACAAGGACUCUGGCAACUGACGCAUCUCGACUCCAAGGACGGCAGCGCGAUCGCCGUAGAGAGCAGCACGUUCUGUCUUCGCCAUCUCGCGUCAGGACGCUUCCUCGCGCUUUCCGCUUCCGAUACGGAGGCGGCGCUCAUCGACACGCGGUCCGACGACUGCACCUUCCAGCUCACCGCGGCUUCGCCGCUCAGUGGCGCGUAUGUGGCCGACAACCAGCCAUUCUUCCUCCGGCACGCACCGUCCCGAGCAUUUGUCGGUGUAGUAGAGAACCACUUGCAAUGUGUCUCGCGCACGAAGGCAGAGAGAGCUCACGCGAUCAAGCUCUCUGUCGUACCGCCGCCGGAGGUCACCGAGUCGCUCUUCCUUCUCUCGCUUCUGCCGCACCUUCAGAGAGCGCACAGCGUGCUGCGCAAGCCAUUUGAGGCGACGGACGGCGUCGGCCACGACUGGCUUGCCGACACCAAGUGGAUCGAGCUUGUCCUCGCAGAGCUUGGUGCGUUUUGCGCCGAGGCGACACCGGCGCGUCACGACCUCGUGGCCGAGCUCGACGUCACGCGGCUGCUCGUGGACCUUGUCGAUGGCCUCGUCCGUGCGCCGUUGGCAGCCGACCCAACGUCACCGUGGCACGACGUGCUGACGACCCGCAAGACGAGCCUACUUCGGCUGACGUACUCCUUGCUCUUGGUCCUCGUGCGGGGGCAUCUCUCCAAUGCAAAGCAGUGCGCUGUGAGGUGCAGCACCCUUGUCUCGCAGCUCGACACCAAUCUCGGCGCCGACGACGUCUUUGCGGCGCUGCUCUCGAUCGACGGAGCCUUUGUCGCAAGCCUUCCCAACACUGCAAUCGACAGCGUCGUCGCUUUGAUUGCGACGCGCGGCAAGCACCCGUCGUACCUCCGCUACCUCCGAAAGCUCAUCGUGUUUCGCUCCCAAGGGCUGCCGGCCAAACAGGCGUAUCUCUGCGAGCUGCUGUUUACCGCAGAAGACUCCAACGUUCUUUGCGCCUUCCGAGGCGCCGAGGUGUGCUGCCCGAAUGGCCAAUGGAAACCGCUAGCGGCCAUUGACGAUGACGAGCCAUACGUCGUCGCGUCGCUGAAGCUCUUGGCGGCGUUGGCGACGUCCCGCAACUAUGUGGCCAUGGCGGCCAUCGAACGGCUCCUGCCGCGGGACACUGUGCUGCACGCCUUGGAUCAUGCACAAGCUGACACAUUGCGCGCUGCGCUCUGCAAGCUGCUCUUGACCGUGUACGUGGACCGGCUGCCGCAGAAUGCAGCGCCGCUACCGAGAACCGUCGUGCUGCUCGGACCCCCCAGUCUUGCGUCGGAGAAUGCGUUCUUUGCCGAGUUGAAGCAGCGCGUUGCGUCGGCGCUGAUGGCGAGUACAAGUGCGUCGGGGUAUCUCCUCGGCCUCUUGCGCGUUUGCCUGGCGCUGCUGCGCUUUGGGGCCUACGCUUCCGAGUCGGAGCUACAGACGCUGCUCGGCUUGUGCCUGCCAGUCUUGGCCAACUUUGAGGACGACGUGACAAGUGCUCAACCGAUCAAGCAGACUUUGGCCCACCGGCUUGGCGACCGCAUGCGGAGCACGCUGGCCAAGACCAAGAGUCCGUCCAUCCAGGCUAUUGAAGCGCUGCCGGGACCGACGACGGCGCCGCCUCCGGUGCUCGCAAAGACGGACGGCGACUGCAAGCUCGUGUUGUGUCAGAUGCUGUUGAGCAUUCUGCAGCGCAGCGUCGACGACCAGCUUGGCCGCGUGCUGCGUGUGGUCUUUGACAAAGCGUCGCGCAAGCCCAGUGCUGCCCUAGCCCUUGCGCACACAGUCGAAAGCGCAGAAAUCGAGGCGGAAGAAGGGCGCGAGUGGAGUGGGCGCCACGCAGAGAUCGCUGUCGCGUGCGAAGGCGCGUUUGAGACGUCGCUCUUCAGCCGGCUUGUCUCACAGCACCGCCUGACACCGAUGCUCCUCCAGCUGCUCGCCACCGACCGGUCGGACCUCGUGUCUGUGUCCCUCGACUUGCUCGGGUCGUCUUACAAUACCCACCGCGAAGUCCUCAAGUACAUGAGUGACGUCACUGUCGUGACCAGCGAGACGUCUCUGCAGCUGUACGGACGCAUGGUCCAUUUUGCAGCGAUUUUGCAGCUCUACGAAGAGACGAGCGAGACGUGGCUGCUGGCGCCGUCCCACGACGCAUGGAAGGAGGUCGUCGCGGUCCUGCGCUGGUUCACGGACGCCUUGACGACGCUCGAGGCGCAGCGCCUCUUCCGCGGCUUGCACAUUGACGACGUUCUCCUGUCGCUGCUGAUUAGCGUCGGCGGGUUUCUCCUGCAACCAACCGUCAAGGACGAGGCGCUUGUGCUGCGCCACGACCUCUUGAUGGACGCUUGCUACAUGCUUCUCGUGCGCUACGUCUGGCGCUAUGCCGACGGUCAAGCCAAGGUCGCGGCGCAUCUCGGCUUUAUCCAAGACUGCGUCUCGCACCGGCACAUGCGACCCGCCGUCUUCCGCGCGCUCGCAGAGGGCAAUGUCCGCUGGUGCCAAGCGCUGCCGCAUGGCUUUAUCGCGUUUCUUGUCGACCUCCUGGAUGAACGCGGGAACGUGUCGGAGGUGCUCGACGUUCUGUCGGCCAUUAUCGUCUGCAAUGAGAUUCCGAUCAAGGACAACCAAACAGCACUGAGCAUGCUCCUGAUGGCGCCGCAUCGGCCGCCGCAUGUUCUCGAGGCUUUCUUGGCCUUGGAGACCCCAAAGGGCGACCCACGUGCCCUUGACGCGCUUCUCUGCGAUGCAAAAGAGUCGUGUGCUGUCGUGCAGCGCAGUAUCCCGCGUGACGUCGACCUGACGGGGCGGCCGAGCAGCGACAUGAGCCUUUCUGCGCGCUUCUCGGUCCUCUUGCAGCAGCUCCCAGCCUCAACUCCGGCGACGCCGACCCCGACGCAAGGAGGCGAUCCCGCUACCGGCUCGGUCGUCCUCGACGCCGACCCGCUACUGUACUACGCCAAGCUGCUCGGCUUGCUCACGAGCCUCACGGCCGGCGCCAACUUUGUGUGUGAAGCGCGGCUGCAAGGUCUCUUCCCGAUCGAGCGGCUUUUACUUGCCCUCUCGCAGCCCUCGACGCCGCGCCCGAUCACGACCAAGCUGCUCAUGGUGCUCCAUGAAGCGUACCUCAACACGGAGCAGCAAAUGGCCGACGUCGCUGGGAACAUGGCGCUCACUAGCUUUGUUGCGUCGCAGCCUAUCGUACUUGCGAGCUUCUUUGGCAUCGACGUCAACACUGCUGCGGGGUUCUCCGCGCUGUACGGCCACGAAAUUGCCUAUGUCUUUGACGGCCUGCUUCCCGUCUUGGCGCACGUACUCGGUCGCGACGCGACGACGCUGCACCCUACUCUCCAACGAACGCUGCCGGAGCUAGCGCACAGUCUAUGCCAGGUGGCAGCCCGGCUCCAGAAGGCACCAUUCGACUGGAUCGACGUGGUUGCGUCACGGGCAAAGCUGGCUCUUGGCAACGACGUGCUUGACAAAAUGGCGCGUCUGUUGCCGCGCGGAUCGCUGUUGGGAGUUGGCGGGUUUUCGACCAAGCGCAUCAUGAAUGCGGCAGGUGACGCGUCGCUGCACGUCCCUCACUUUGUCGCGUGGCUGCGCCAAGCGCCCUUUUACGUCGCGAGCACAGGUGCUGAGAAGCGCAAGCUCCUCUCUGCGUUCCGAAGUACUGAGCGCUUUGAUAUCGUAUUGGAGCGGCUCGUGGGCCAUAUGCACAGCUCCGAGAUCGCACGCGGCCAGGGCGCCAAGCACUCGACCCUCGAGAUUCUGGCCAAUUUGGAGCAAAUCGCGUCGACGUCGUCUCGUCUACUGCUGUCGUGUGGCGCCGCCGUCAUGGUAGUCGAGCUUCUCUGUGCUGCUCAUGAGAGCGAUACCAAGGCGGUCUCGGGACUCGUUGCUCUCGGCAUUGCUCUCCUCAAGACGAGCCAGCGCGCGUUUCAAGUGCAGUGCUUUGCGCUGCUGAGCACCAACUCGUCAUCGGACUGGCUCGAGCGCGUGCGUGGUCGCCUUCUCAGCGCCAUUAGCGCCCUGUCCAGCCCGUCGCACGCCAAGCUUCUGCGCGAUCCCUCGGAUGUGAUUGCGCUCUUGGAGCUCCACCGUCUCCUCUGCGAAGGUCAUUACGCGGAGAUGCAAAACCUUCUUCGGCACCAACCAGGUCCACGCUCGAUCAACUUUGUGGAGCUCGUCGUACGGCUGUUCUGCGCGCUUGCCAAGACACUCAAGCCGAGCUACGUUGCGCUGCUGCUCAAGACCCUCGAGACGGUCGUCGAGCUCGUGCAGGGUCCGUGCGAGGGCAACCAGCUGGCGGUGAUCAACCCGGUCGAGCGCAAUGACGCCAACUUUGUCGACGCGUGCAUGCUGCUUCUAAGUACGCGCGAAGAGGACGCCGUCGUUAGCGCUGCGGAUGUGUACCAGCUCAAGGCCAUGUGCACGCUGGCGCUCGUUUCGCUUGUCGAAGGCCGGCGCGACACGAUCGUGCACGAGCGACUCGCGAGUCAAGUGUCGCUUCCGCUGCUCAAAGAGACAUUGGUGCUCUUCUACGCACACUAUUUGAAAACGUACCUGGGCGUCUACUCGGAGGACGCAUUCGACCCGGCAUUGCAAUCGCCCGAAGCCCGCCAGCGUGAAGGGUAUUUUGUGCGGCUCGUCAAAAUCGCUCUGGGACAGGCGCACUUGCCGGUCGUCGACGACGCAGACGCUGUUUCCACAACGAGCACCGAGACUGCCACAUACUUGAACCCAGGGUUCAGCCUCUACAUCCUCUUUCACCGGCUCGUGGACGUCCCCGGCAUCGGAGACGUUCUUCGCACCAACUUGCUGCCGCCGGAUGUGAGCAAUGGCGAUCCGGGCCGCCACACGCUGCAACCGCGCCGGUCGACCAAGCACGUCCAUCGCAAGCUCAAGGCACUUCAACAGCGCGACAGCGACGCGUCGUACGCGGAGGCCUACGGUUUCUUCCGCAAGCACUGUGCGUCGAUCGAGGUCGUGGUCACAACGUCGACGGACGGCGCGUCAUCGUCCGCGGCGGACGAGAAGCGGCUGCAGCGUUUUCACUUCCCCAAGCCGCCCGUGUGCCAGUUCCUGACGUCCGACAUGCGCGACGCGUGCAUGGAAGACAUUGCGCGCGAGUCGCCGGCCGCCAAACUCAGUGACCUCUUUCGACGCUCGGACGCGCUCGUCGCGGAGAUGACGCAUCGGUAUCUCAUGGUCGUCGCGGGCGAUGCGUACUUUACGCUGGGCAAAACCAUCUCGUUCGUACUCGCCAUCAUAAUCAACCUCCUUCUGCUCGACUGCUACGUCGAUACGGGCGACCCACGCUUUACGAGCGCCGCACUGCCCGCCUCGAUGCUGGCUGUUGACACCGCCUACAACAUGGCGUGCGUGGGCACUCUUGGCGGUGUGUCGAAGGAUCUCAUUUUGUUCAUCUGCGCCAUCGCACAAGUCGUCGUGUCGAGCUUCAUCGUGUGCAUUUAUGCUCUUACGUACGGCCCGUUGAUCAUGCUUGAGGGCUGGAAGCGGCGGUCGGCGCCCACCGUUGGCUCGCGAACGUGGGUGCUCGGUGGCACACGGUUUACGGAUGUGCGCUUGCAGAACCUAGGCUGGUCGUUCCUGUUUCUAUUGCAGAGCCCUGUGUACAUGUACUACUGCGCGUACUUGCUCAUGGCGAUCCUCGGCCAUUCCGUCCACCCGUUCUUCUUUGCGUUUCACCUCUUUGACGUCUUUCUACGGUUUCCCGAGCUCACGAUCGUGGUGCGGGCGGUCGCGACACCGUACCGGAGCUUGGCGCUGACGUUUGCGCUCGUCAUGAUCGCCGAGUACCUCUUUUCGAUCUUUGGGUUUGCGUUCUUCCGCAAUCAGUACGCCACUGUCGCAGCCCUCGAGGCCAAUCUCGCGACGGCCGAGUGCGGUAUGCUCUGGUCGUGCUUCCUUACGACCGUCGACCAGACGUUCAAGAACAAUGGCGGUGUCGGUGCGCAUCUCAAACCAAUGUCGACCGACGACUACUCGAUGUGGUGGAGCCGGCUCCUCUUUGACAACCUCUUCAACUUGGUGAUUCUUCUCAUUUUGGUCAACAUCUUCUUCGGUAUCAUCAUCGAUACGUUUGGCGACCAACGCUCGCGGCUCCAGCAGCGCCUCGCGGAUACGACGAGCAAGUGCUUCAUCUGCGCGAUUGAUCGAGAGGCGUUUGACCGGUUCUCCGAGCGCGGGUUUGAGUUUCACUGCAAGCGCGAGCAUCACGUGUGGAACUACGUGUUCCUCGUUGCACAUCUCCGGUUCAAGGCCGAGACGGACUUUGACGGCGUCGAACAAUAUCUCGCCGAGUGUAUCGCGAGUCAGGACUACAGCUUUGUGCCGAGCUACCGCGCACUGGCCUUGCGCGACGUCUCUGCCUCGGGUCCGAUCCAGUAAGGAUCAUCCGAGAUCUAUCUAUUCCGUGCAUCAAUCCAUACUUCUCAAUACAUUUUCACUACC
Saprolegnia diclina VS20 is the source of this 7389-nucleotide messenger RNA. RefSeq lists its product as hypothetical. Gene Ontology annotation, molecular function: calcium channel activity. Gene Ontology annotation, biological process: calcium ion transmembrane transport. The record is from RefSeq and is a predicted model, not a curated record. The transcript is spliced from 30 exons. Bases 1 to 7326 code for a protein of 2441 amino acids. Gene Ontology annotation, cellular component: membrane. Lineage: Eukaryota; Oomycota; Saprolegniomycetes; Saprolegniales; Saprolegniaceae.